UAUAGAAUGAAAUAAUUGUAUAGAAUAAAAUGACUGUGUGUGUGUGUGUGUGUGUGUGUGUGUGUGUGUGUGUGUGUGUGUGUGUGUGUGUGUGUGUGUGUGUGUGUGUGUGUGUGUGUGUGUGUGUGUGUGUGUGUGUGUGUGUGUGUGUGUGUGUGUGUGUGUGUGUGUGUAUACAUUUAUUUGCAAACGCACAUUAUUGAAUGAUCAUAAAUCUGUUUACAGAUAGUAUAUUUUCCAGUUUACUUCAAGCACAAUUAUUACCUCCUCAGCCGCCAUUAUACAUAUUUGUUUGCAGUUGUUAGAGCAAGACAAUUGUUUUCAAAAUAGAAAUUAAAGUAGUCAAAUUGUUUACUGCCACCGCCGCCGCCACCGCUUUUUCAGUUUGAUUGUUAGAGUAUAACAUUUUAAUCAUAUUUGUUUUCCAAUCAUUACUGCCAAUGAAAACGUGACAAUGUUUUCACCGCCAAUCAUUAUUGACAAUGAAAACACUCACAAAACUUGUUGCUACUUUUUUACAGUUUGUAAAUUAAUUUCAAAAAAUAUUUCAUUAUACUUAUGUGUUGAUUGUUGGCGUUGCGGCUUCUUCGCUUGUUGCUGCAGCUGCUGCUUUAUCGGAUUGUUGGUUGUCCAUUUGCACUGUGCAUGAAACGUCACACUAUAAUCGAAUGCAAGCAAUAUCAUGUCGCUCGAUGCUUUUAUAAUUUUGAGCCGCUCGGUACCAUCAACUGUCAGUUUGUUAUCACGCAGAACAUGUGGGGGUUGCAAUAAUUAUAUAAGUAUGCAUGUGCACUGCACAAUGAAUAAAUUAAUAUCUUUCACUCAGCUAACAUUGGCAGAUGUUAAGUCCGUUACAGAGACGCAAGGUGCACACAUUUUGCCCGUUAAUUGUCCUUAAGAAAUUUGCAAACGAUAUUUUUCCUUAUCAGUGUUCCGGACAUCUGUACUAAAUUUCGCAUACAACAUAUGCACAAAACAGAUAUACUUUCUUUGAACUUCUUACCAUCUAUAUUCAUCAAGUUGAUAAUAUAUAAUGACGAAAAACUGCGUCCUUCUGUUAGUAUCAGUUUGAAACUCCUACAACACUACGUCGAUGUCAGCAGAUCAAACCUCGCCUAUGGCAGCACCAAUCAACAGCGAAACCAAUGAAAUUUACACUAACGAGUUGUGGUCCGAGGACGGGGCAAUGGCUAUGCUGGAGGCUGAACUAUUGCGAAGCGACGCCGCACCCGCCGACGCUGGCGUCGAACUGUUUGAUGAAGAUGAUUCAUUAUUGGAUCUAUUGACCAGAGCUGAGAACCAACUAAAGGAACAAAAGCUCUGGCAGUUUCCUCUUCAUCAAACAGUUCGGUGCCAGCAACAGGUUUCCAGCCUCGAUCACCCUCCCCCUUCAUCGCCGCAUUGCCAGCAGCUUGUGGUAUACACGCCACCACCACCCGCCACCCGAGCUGCUGCUGCCCGGAUCCCCCCCGCCCCCACCGUCACAACAAGAAUCCCCCCCGCCUUCACCAUCACAUCACACCAACAAGGAUGUCCCCCCACCGCCGCCGCCUCUACCUCCGCCUCCACCACUCAUCCUUAUAGACGUCCACGCGCAAUCUUAGGAUCUAACUCUAUGCGGCAUGAAUUUGAUUUCGAUGGACUGAUAAGGUUUUCAGAUCCAUCCCGACGUCGUACAAUUGCGUUAAAACAUUUAUCCAAUGCAUUUCAGUAUCCUGUUUUAGGUGCGCGUGUUGUGCACUCCUACAACAAGGAUGCUGUUAUCAUUAGGGUAGCAAAUGUAGGACGUCGGGGCAACGAAGAUGCCAAAAUUGAAACUUUCAUGCCGCAUAGAUUUACUACUAAGAUUAUGCGUGCGAAUGUGCAGUCGUUUAAUUCAGGUUGCCACAAUUUAAUAAUGCAAGUUGUUCACAGCGAAGGUCGUUCCUCUGAUAUAAGGCUGAAUCGACGGUCGCGGCAGCGGCCGUAGAUUCAGCUGAUCAGAGGAACAUUUUUAAAUUAAUA
Messenger RNA from Nilaparvata lugens (brown planthopper), 2004 nucleotides. RefSeq lists its product as uncharacterized. The record is from RefSeq and is a predicted model, not a curated record. The transcript has 2 exons. Lineage: Eukaryota; Metazoa; Arthropoda; Insecta; Hemiptera; Delphacidae. Bases 1094 to 1969 code for a protein of 291 amino acids.